Drosophila obscura is the source of this 5626-nucleotide messenger RNA. It is a transcript of the gene Tmem131, whose product is annotated as transmembrane protein 131 homolog. Gene Ontology annotation, cellular component: membrane. The transcript has 3 exons. Lineage: Eukaryota; Metazoa; Arthropoda; Insecta; Diptera; Drosophilidae. The coding region runs from base 166 to 5361 and encodes 1731 amino acids. The record is from RefSeq and is a predicted model, not a curated record.
CACAGACACAGCUGAUAAUACGAGUCCAGAAAAUAAGCGAUAAUAGCUAGCGACGAUAUUGAAUAAUAUAAAUAAAGCCCAACGCAGAGGAAACGACGACCGAAAAAAAGCUGGACAGUAACUGGAAAAGCUAGAGCAGCGCAACUGCAACCAAAACCACACACGAUGUACACAUAUUUACCGCUGCGGCUCGUCCUGAGGCUGAUACCAGCUUUGUUCGUGCUGUGCAGUGGCAACAACCAGCAAAUGCAAAUGCAGCUGGAGCCCAGCAGCGAAAAAGUGCUGGAGGGACUCCAGGAGAGCUUCAUCAGUCUCCCGGAGGCGCAUACGCGCGAGCACAGCGAAAUGCUGGGCGACCUGCGGAUUGUGCCGCCCCACCUUGACUUUGGAACAUGGUCUGUGGGGCAGGCGCGCACGAAGCAGGUGACGCUGUUCAAUCAGCACACGAAUCGCACUCUCCAACUGAACUCUGUGGUGGGGCCCAGUCCGGCCUUCUACAGCAGCUUCUUUGGAACGCGCGAAGUGCCGCCGCUGGGUAACACCACAUUCAGUGUGGUCUUUCUGCCGCGGCAGCUGGGUGCCAUAUCAACGGAUCUGCUAAUACACACAUCAUUCGGUCGCGCGGAGAUGGCGGUACGCGGCGAGGGUAGCGAGUGUCCGUAUCGCUUGAAGCCGCUGGUGGGCAUCAAGGCGCCCAUUAACGCAACGCUAACCCCAGAGAUUCACAUGUAUAAUCCCCACGAGCGUCCGCUACAGAUACUCGAGAUUUACAGCAGUGGCGGGGAAUUCCAGCUGGAGCUGCCCAGCGGUGGCUCCGAAGGGCCACAGAAUCUCUGGGAGAUACCGCCGCACACGCUAAAGCCAGUCAUACGGAUCUCUUUCCAUGGCCGCACCGCCGGCAACCAUAGCGCCUACAUACGCAUCAAGAUAUCCGAACUCGAGGAGCUCGAGGAGAGCAUUCUGGUGAUACCCGUGGAGUUCGAGAUUCUGCCCAAGCACACGCCCUACGCACGCAACCCCCUAGCGGACUUUGGUCGCGUGGCCACCCACAAUGCGGAGGCCAUGGAGUUCAAGCUGGACAUGCACGACCAGAACGAUCAGAGCCGCGAACUCUUCGGCAGCUAUCUGCGGAAUAUUCCGGGCCUCUUCUUCGAUCCCAAUAGCACGAGCAUUGUGCUGGACCCCAAGCUGUUCGAGAGCAGUGAAACGAUCAACGAUUUGCUGGUUAUCAGCAGCAAGAGCUCCAGCCCGGAGCCAGUGCAACCUUUCACGGUUCUGGUCCGGGCAGAGAUCUUCAAGGGCGGCCUGUCAUUCGAUGGCAAUGCCACCAAAUUUCUAACUGGUGGCUCUGUCUCCGAUGGCUCUGAGGGAGCCUCGCCGCUGGAGAGGAAACGCUCGCUGGUGGUGCGCAACAACUUUGCCAUGCCCCUCAUCCUCUACAAUGUCAGUCUCAGCGAGCCGAUCGACGAGUCCCUGCUAGAGGUGACCAUGAUGGGGGAGCCACUGCAGAUCCUGCUGCAGCCGGGCGACUCUGUGGAGCUGCUGAAGCUCAAUCUGCUCAACGAUGAGGUGAUGUUCAAUUCCUUGCUGCGGAUCGACACGAAUGUCACCACCUUCGAGAUGCCGGUGGUCUCGUGCAGUGGGCGGCUGCACAUCUCCGCCCAGCCGUUUGUGCUGCGGAUACCACAGAAGAGGCACGAGCGAGAACUGCAGCCGGAGGUGCCAAGCUUGGAGCUGGAUCUCGGCACUGUGCCAUAUGCCGAGAUGUCGCGCGAUGGCUAUGUCAUCCUGCGCAACGACAACCCCUUGCCCAUCAAGAUCACCAACUGGUUCUUCAAGGAGCCCAAGACCGUCUACUCGCACAGCUCCUUCUUUGGCUGCCUGCUCGCGGAGGAUAUUGAGAAUUCGCAGGACGACUUUAACGAGGCCACGCGACUGCACAUCUGCCGGUACUUGGGCCAGGGCGACAGCGCCGUCUUCCAGGUGGCCGUCAAAACCUACAUAGACGGUCCGGCCGAGGGCACUCUCAAGGUGUGGACGCCCUACGAGGUGGUGCGGGUGCCCGUGAAGUUCAAGGCCUCGAUGGGACAGCUGGACAUCGAUCAGGAGCAGCUGAGCUUCAAGAACUGCUUUCCCGGCAAGAUCUGCACUGCGGUGCUGAGCAUCCGCUCCAGCUUCACGCAUCCCGUGCACGUGAAGAGCAUCAGCUUCGCCAAGCCGGGCCUACGCUUCAAGGAUUUCAAUGCCAAGGGCACCACCAUCGCUGCCCAGACCCUCACCAAGGUGGGGCGCAUCUACUUUGAGCCCACGGCCAUGUGCCAGAGCCAGUGCUACAUCAGGGACUCCACCAACGAUCAGGCCGUGUUCCCCAGCAUACCCGGUGGCGGAUCCCUUGGAGGGGAGCCUGGCGGCGGCAGCAGCAUCAACAACAAUCUGCUCUACGAUGGCGUUGAGCUGCGCCAACGCACGGAACUCUAUCGGCAGUUCAAGCGACAGCUGCAGGCCCUCACCCUGACGCUACACAGCGAUGAGCUGCCGCCGUUGGAGCUGGACUUUGCCAUUGCCGUCGAGUGGCCGAAACUGGUGCAGUUCCAGCCUAUCCCCCCAACGCCGGCCAUCGAGAUCAGUCAGGUGCAGCGGCAGUGGAUCACCCUGACCAAUCCCUCGCAGCAGCCGCUGCUCCUUGACUACUUCCUGUCGGACCCGGCCUACGCCAGACGCACCCAGCUCUCGCUGCCCCACGAGGUGAUCGAUGUCAGUUCCACCAGCUGCUAUCUGACCGAUCGCGAGGUCUUCUCCCUGCCCGAGGCCGGAGGCCCCAUCCUGCUGCCGGGCGGAUCCAGCCUCACCAUUCCAAUAACCUUUAGCGCCUAUCAGCCGGAAAAGUACUGCACCCUACUCCACGUGAGGAGUAAUCUCACGCUCUACGAGGCUGUCUGGCUGCAGGCACGCGCCGUGCAAUCUCAGUUCCGCUUCGGAAACCGUCGACCCGGCUCCCUGACUCCCCUGACCUUUGACGUGCCGCCGGAUCAGUUCGAAGGCUGCCAGUCCGGCGACAAGGCUGUGGUUACUGUCCGCAGCUUUACGGCCCGCAAUGCGGGUGUCAUUCCCAUGAGGAUCGAGGGAUUCCUGAUUGGUUCGCUGCCCUGCGAGGACUACGGCUUCAAGGUGAUGGACUGUGCCGGCUUCGAUCUGGGUGAGAACGAGACGCGCAAGGUGGAGAUUGCAUUCAGCUCGGAUCUGACGACAUCGCGCGUGAAGCGAACGCUGACGCUGAUCACGAAUCUCACCUACGACAUCGGAUACUUUAUGCUGGCCCAGAUGCCGUCCGAGAGUGUGGAGCAGUGUGCCGCCCAUCUGGUGCGCCCCGUCUGGGAGACUUCGCUGCGGAAUGCUGCGCUUGUGGUGCUGUUGGCCAGCUUCUGUCUGGUUUUGGUGGCCGCCGUAUUCGAUUCGAAGGCCAUCAUGACCCAGCAGAGUGCGUACGAUGCGGCCCGGUACAAGGGACCCGUCCAGCCCACCUUUAAUCUGCGGAAUAUCGUCAAGAUGCAGGCCGAGGAGGCGGCAGCCAAAGCGGAGGCAGUGCAACAGCAGCAGCAGCACCACCACCAUCACCACCACCCGCAGCAGCAACGGGCCAGGAAUGGGGGCCAAGCAAAGGAAGUGCGAAAGCGGACAUUCGUUGCGCCCACGACUACGGCAACAUCGCGCAAAUCAAAGCCGUCCUGGUCAUCCUGGGGCAUGGACAUGAAUUCCCUUAGCAAGCAUCUACAGAAAACCAAACCAAAGCCCCAAGCCAUAGUCACCCCCAUCUCCAAUCCCCCUCAGCCCGCGCCAGUGCCUGUGGAGCCAGUCAAGCCCGUGAAGAAAUCGCCGACGCCAUCACCGCCGCAGCCAGCAGCUCCUGUGCGGCCCCAGAAGAAGGUCAGACAGACACCCGUGAUUGUGGCCCCUACAGCACCCAAGCCCAAGGCAGAGCCCUCCCCUAAGGCAGAUCCAUCGCCCAAAGCAGAGCCAUCACCCAAAGCAGAGUCAUCACCCAAAGCAGAGCCAUCGCCCAAGGCAGAGCCAUCGCCCAAAUCAGAGCCAUCGCCCAAAUCAGAGCCAUCACCCAAAGCAGAGCCAUCGCCCAAGUCAGAGCCAUCACCUGUGAGUACCCCAGUCGUCCAGGAGGUCCAGGAGAAACCGAUGCCCAAGCCGAGUGCCGCUCAGCCGGAGAAUUUAUCGCCCAAACCCAUCAAGAUCCAGGAGCAACGAGUGCUAAAGGAACAGAAUGGAUCGUCGAAGAAAUUGGGCAAGACUCCUGGCCGAGAGAGGGAACGCGAGAGGGAGCGUCGCAAGGAACAAAAGGCCACCAAUGGAACAUCGGCUGUGGUCGCAGUGAGGAAAUCAGAGCGAAAGCAGCGCCAGAAGCAGCUAAACUUUGGCCAAACCGCGACCAGUACCUCGCCACCAGCCUCGCCCGAUACCAUCAAGUGCAUCACAUCGCCCUGGGAGACCAGCAGUCGGGUGUCGUUCCGGGAUGUGCUCCAAACAGCCAGUAGCCAGCCUGCACCCGUCGACAAUGGAAUACAUUUGGCACCGGCGGCACCGGCAGCACCGCCAGUACCAGCACUCGAACACCCUGUGGCACCACUACUGCCAGCAGCAGCAGCAUCACCAGCAUCAUCAAGCGAUCUCGGACCGAUUGGAGGAAGCCGAAAGAACUCGACGCCGCCAUCGAUGACAUCUUUGUGGGAACCCUUGUCGGCCACCGCCAGCAAUUCGCUCUUUGCCAAUGCCGAGAUCGAGUUGCCUCCCGUGGAUGAUAUGUACGAGCAGCGGGAGCGGGAGAGGCAGCUCCAGCAGCAGCAGGUGCAGUGGGAGCGCAGCGAACUGGUAAUGCAGCAGCAAUUGCUGCUCCAGCAGGCCCAACAAUUGGAGAUGCAACAGCGACAGCAGGAGCAGCAGCAGAAGCAGCUGCAGCAGGAGAAACUCUUGUUGCUGGCGAACAUGGAGAGCAACAAUUGGAACUCCCCGUGGUCGCCGCUGGGCUAUGGUGCUUGGCCAGAUCAGACAACGGGUGUGGUGAAUGUUGUGCGUCCGCCACCGGGUCUGCCUGCAACAACGGGCUACAACAAUAGUCAGAUGCUGGCCACAUCGCACAACAUUGCACAAGAACAACAGGGGACAGCAGCAGCCGCAGCAGCAGCAGCAACAGUAGGAGGAGGAGGAAUAGGAAUUGGAGCUGGAGCGGCUGCAGUAGCAGGACCCGGCGAGAGUCUGCCCACUCAGUAUGAUCCCUUCACCUCGCCAAGCUCAAUAUGGUCGGACACCUGGCGUCAGUCCUCGCAACGCAACAACAACAAUCACAUGAACUGAAGGGUUAUAUCCACGGAGAAGUAGUGCGAGGAGAUGGAGGAAUAAGCUCACAGAUCAAAUAACUGAAAUGAAAUCAACCAAAUGAAAUUCUUACCACAUAAACACACACUUAGGCUAUGCGAUAGACGAUGGAUGAGUACGAUGAAACGAGACGAGGACUAAGACGAAGAUGAAGGACGAUGGACGAAGCAUGAUCUUUUCCAAUUUGACUUUUGACUAAAUAAACGCAAAGAUAAAAUGACUUUCAUAUUAAAUUGCAUUUGUU